Messenger RNA from Penicilliopsis zonata CBS 506.65, 3552 nucleotides. RefSeq lists its product as hypothetical. Lineage: Eukaryota; Fungi; Ascomycota; Eurotiomycetes; Eurotiales; Aspergillaceae. Gene Ontology annotation, molecular function: protein binding; hydroxymethylglutaryl-CoA reductase (NADPH) activity. Gene Ontology annotation, biological process: coenzyme A metabolic process; isoprenoid biosynthetic process; ergosterol biosynthetic process. The transcript has 4 exons. The record is from RefSeq and is a predicted model, not a curated record. Gene Ontology annotation, cellular component: peroxisomal membrane; endoplasmic reticulum membrane. Bases 23 to 3445 code for a protein of 1140 amino acids.
CACCGCCUCCCCGAGCCUCAAGAUGGCGACCCGGCUGAUAAACAGGCAGUCGCAGCCUGCUGACUCGGAGAAGGAUGCUGAGCCCGGCUGGUUAAAGCGUUAUGUUACCGGUGCCCUGCAGUCGAUUUCCCGACGCGCGUGUCUACACCCCAUUCACACCAUCGUCGUCAUUGCGCUUCUCGCCAGUACCACUUAUGUCGGAUUGUUGGAGGGAAGCCUGUUUGAUGCGACGAAAAGCCCGCGCAAUGGACAGGGCAGGGUGGAUAUCGACGCUCUUCUCCAGCGCGGCAGAAACCUCCGCCUUGGAGAACAGACAGCCUGGAAAUGGCAGGUGGAGGAUAUUCCAGUUAUGCAAGAGACCGAGACCGCCCAAAGAUUCGCUCUGACAACCUUUGUUUUCCCCGACUCAACCUCCAACUCUGGCUCUACCGCUCCACUGGGUGAAGAGAUCCCCGGUCUUUCCAAUGCCUCCAUUCAAGCGGUUCCUCACACCCCGAAUCUCUUGUCUCCCUUCUCGCACGACUCCUCGCUCGCUUUCGUUGUCCCGUUCGAACAGGUGGUCGACUUGCUGAAGGGCGUUCAGGAGAUCCCCGAUCCCUCCGCGGACGAGGACGCCGUUGAGCAAAAGAAAUGGAUCAUGAAGGCCGCUCGCGGAUCAACAUAUGGUUCUCGCCGGGCUGUGAAGCUCUGGAUCACUGACGCCUGGAGCUCCUUUGUGGAUUUAAUCAAGCACGCCGAAACCAUCGACAUUGUCAUCAUGACUCUGGGAUAUCUCUCCAUGUACCUGACUUUCAUCUCCCUGUUCUUCUCCAUGAAGCGCCUGGGUUCCAACUUUUGGCUGGCUACCACCGUCUUGUUCUCCGGUAUCUUUGCCUUUUUGUUCGCCUUGCUAGUCACCACCAAACUCGGCGUUCCGAUCAACCUACUCCUCCUUUCGGAAGGUCUCCCGUUCCUGGUUGUGACCGUUGGCUUCGAAAAGUCCAUCAUUCUCACCAAGGCCGUUCUGAACGCGUUCACCGAGACCCAAAGACAAGGUGUCCGCGGUCCCAAUAGCUCCCCCGCUGCCGCCGCCGCCGCCCUGGCUUCGCCCCGGUCCAUCCAAGACUCCAUCCAAUAUGCCAUCAAAGAGCAGGGCUUCCAGAUCGCCAGGGACUACUGUAUUGAGAUUGCCAUCCUGGUCGCAGGUGCCGCUUCGGGUGUGCAAGGUGGGCUGCGGCAAUUCUGCUUCCUUGCCGCGUGGAUCUUGUUCUUCGACUGCCUCAUGCUCUUCACCUUCUACACCACCAUCCUUUGCAUCAAGCUUGAGAUCACCCGUAUCCGCCGCCACGUCGCCCUCCGUAAGGCGCUGGAGGAAGACGGCAUCACCCAACGCGUUGCGGAGGAUGUCGCGUCCAGCAAUGACUGGCCUCGACUGGGUUCCAACGCGGAUAGCGACCCCAGCAUCUUCGGACGCAAGAUCAAAUCUAGCAGCGUGCGUAGUUUCAAGAUCCUCAUGGUCAGCGGAUUUGUCCUGGUGAACCUGGUCAACCUGAGUGCGAUCCCCUUCCGAGAGUCAACCACCACCAGCGCUGGCCUUCCUCUGGUGUCUCGCAUCUCCAACAUCCUCGCGCCUGCGCCGAUCGAUCCCUUCAAGGUCGCCGAGAAUGGCCUUGAUUCCAUCUACGUGAUGGCCAAGAGUCAAAAGCAGGAAACCCUCGUCACCGUCAUCCCGCCGAUCAACUACAAACUGGAGUACCCCUCUGUUCAUUACUCGGGACUCGAGGCCGGUGGUUCCUACGAGAUCGAGUAUACCGAUCAGCUUCUGGACGCCGUGGGCGGCAGGGUUCUCGAGAGCCUGCUCAAGAGCGUCGAGGACCCGAUCAUCAGCAAGUGGAUCAUCGCCGCGCUCACUCUCAGCAUCAUCUUGAACGGUUACCUCUUCAACGCCGCGCGCUGGAGUAUCAAGGAACCCGAAACCGCCGCCGCCGCUCCCCAGGAAGUCACCCCUGCGCCUACAAAGCCCACCGUUCCCAAGAUGGCAUUGGACCCCGAUGGACCCUCGACUAGAACUCUCGAGGAGUGCGAGGCGAUCUUGAAGGAGAAGCGUGCUCCCACCUUGACCGAUGAAGAAUUGAUCGACCUGUCGCUGCGCGGCAAGAUCCCCGGAUAUGCCCUGGAGAAGACUAUGGAGGUUGAGUCCAUGACCCGGGUCGAAGCCUUCACCCGAGCGGUCAAGAUUCGCCGCGCCGUGGUGUCCAGAACCCCUUCCACCUACCCCAUCACCUGUUCUCUGGAGACAUCGAAGCUUCCGUACAAGGACUACAACUACGGUCUGGUUCACGGCGCUUGCUGUGAAAACGUCAUUGGAUAUCUGCCCCUGCCUCUGGGAGUCGCCGGUCCCAUGGUCAUCGAUGGUCGGAACUAUUUCAUCCCCAUGGCCACCACGGAGGGUGUCCUAGUGGCCAGCGCCAGUCGAGGCGCCAAGGCGAUUAACGCCGGUGGCGGUGCUGUAACUGUCCUGACCGGCGACGGCAUGACCCGUGGCCCAUGUGUCAGCUUCCCGACCCUGUCCCGGGCGGCGGCUGCCAAGGUGUGGGUUGAUUCCGAGGAAGGCCAGAACAUCAUGAAGGCCGCCUUCAACUCCACCAGUCGGUUCGCCCGUCUACAGUUCCUGAAGACCGCCCUGGCGGGCACCUACCUGUAUAUCCGCUUCAAGACCACCACCGGCGACGCCAUGGGCAUGAACAUGAUCUCCAAGGGCGCAGAGAAGGCCCUGCACGUCAUGUCUACGGAAUGUGGCUUCGACGACAUGAACAUCAUCUCUCUCUCCGGUAAUUACUGCGCCGACAAGAAGGCGACUGCCAUCAACUGGGUCGAUGGCCGUGGCAAGUCCGUGGUCGCCGAGGCUGUCAUUCCCGCCGAGGUUGUCAAGAGCGUCCUCAAGAGCGACGUUCCCGCCCUGGUCGAGCUGAAUACCGCCAAGAACCUGAUUGGCAGUGCCAUGGCAGGAAGCAUGGGUGGCUUCAAUGCGCACGCCUCCAACAUCGUGACGGCCAUCUUCAUUGCCACUGGUCAGGACCCGGCUCAGAACGUCGAAAGUAGCAACUGCAUCACCACGAUGAAGAAUCUCAACGGUGACCUCCAGAUUGCUGUCUCGAUGCCUUCAAUUGAGGUCGGUACCAUUGGCGGUGGCACAAUCCUUGAAGGGCAAUCGGCGAUGCUGGACCUUCUCGGGGUCCGGGGCUCGCACCCGACCAACCCCGGCGACAACGCCCGUCAGCUGGCGCGCAUUGUCGCGGCGGCGGUGCUCGCGGGUGAACUGAGCCUAUGCGCUGCCCUUGCUGCCGGCCACCUCGUCAAGGCACACAUGGCACAUAACCGCAGCCAGGCCCCGACACGGUCGGCGACUCCGGUCUCUGCUGCCGUCGCGGCUACCAAGGGGUUGAGCAUGACUUCUUCGAAAUAAAGGGUGUCUUCAUUUUGAACAAGGAUAUGAAAGAAGAAGAAGAAGAAGAAAGUAAAAAGAAAAAAGGGUGGGAAAGGAAACGAAGUGGCUGGAAGAAGAAAAAAAAA